Messenger RNA from Athalia rosae (coleseed sawfly), 596 nucleotides. RefSeq names its product lysozyme C-like. Lineage: Eukaryota; Metazoa; Arthropoda; Insecta; Hymenoptera; Athaliidae. The transcript has a single exon. The record is from RefSeq and is a predicted model, not a curated record. The coding region runs from base 117 to 563 and encodes 148 amino acids.
UAUUACAUACCUAUACCUAUAUAACACGUAAUAUCGAUAAAUCGUACGGAGGACCUAUCGUCCUGUAAAAAAGAGAAAAAUAAGGAUAAAAACAAGAAAAACUGAAGAGUUCAGCCAUGAAGAGCGGUCGUCCGUCACUCUUCGUCCUUGUCGCGAUCCUCGGUCUGACCUCAGCGAGGAUCUACGACCGUUGCGACCUUGCCCGCGAAUUGAGGGGUAGGCCGGACGUGGCUAAGGAGCAUGUUCCCACGUGGGUUUGCAUCGCUUUUCACGAAUCGAGAUUCGACACAUCGGCGAUCGGUCGUGCCAACGGCGACCGGUCCUGGGAUCACGGUUUGUUUCAACUCAACGACCGCUACUGGUGCGGAAGAGACGCUCCGGGAGGCGUCUGCCGAAUACCGUGCUCAGCACUGAGGGAUCAGAAUAUAAGCGACGAUUUACGAUGCGCCAAGGCCGUAUUCGAUGAACACCGGAGGAUAUCCGGAGACGGUUUCAACGCAUGGACUACCUACGGAAACUGCAAGGGAUACGGUGCCCGAAAAUUCGUCGAGGGCUGCUUUUGACGAAUAUUAUAUAUUACAAGCGAACGGAAAGUA